This is a messenger RNA of Pelodiscus sinensis (Chinese soft-shelled turtle), 2708 nucleotides long. The record is from RefSeq and is a predicted model, not a curated record. NCBI's taxonomy places the organism in Eukaryota, Metazoa, Chordata, Testudines, Trionychidae.
UUGCUCUCAAUGUUAUAUUCUGCCCUUCAAGGAACAUGAUGAGGUUGUCUAAACAUAUGUUUCCUGUCUGGCUAUUGAUUGUCUGCUCUUCUCUUAUUCAAGUAUUCCCAUUCUUGGCUGCAAUAUAUCCCACCAGCAGCAAAGAACACAUCGAGGUACCUGAAAAUUAUGGUGGCUCAUUCCCACUAUAUCUGAAGAAGAUGAACAUCACGCUCAGUGGCCAAGCUGACAUUCAGUUGUCUGGAAAUGAAGAAGGCCUAUUUGGAAUAGAUCCAGAUUCGGGCAUUCUCUAUGUUAAUAGACCCCUGGACAGGGAGAAACAAGCUUUCUACACCCUUCAGGUGACUGUAAAAGAUGAAGACAAGCAGCUGGAUUUUAACUCUGUAACUGUAACAAUAGCAGUAAAAGAUGAAAAUGACAACAUGCCAGUCUUGACUGAGGAUAGGUUCUUUGGAAUUCUUAGCAAAGGGACAAAACAAGGUAGCUCUUUGCUAGACUCCUCCAAAGUCAGGAGUUAUAAACUAGUUGUGCAAGUCAAAGACCUGGGAAAUCAGUCUCUGGGCUAUCAGGCAUUUGCAAACGUGGAAAUUGCAGUUGUGGAGAAUACCUGGAUACCUCCAAGUCCCGUUCUCCUUCAAGAACACCUAAAUGUGACUUAUCCAAAGAUCAUUUCAAAGGUUAAUUGGAAUAGCGGAGAAGUUCGUUACUAUCUGAAGGAGAGCUUCCCUCAAGGCCUUUUUUCAAUUGACCUAGAAGGGAAUAUCUAUGUGACACAAGAAGUGGACAGAGAAAACCAAGCAGAGUAUGAGAUUCAGAUUUUUGCUGAGAACAAGGAUGGAAUGUUGUACAGUGAUCCACUAAAGCUCCUGAUAACCGUGACGGAUGUGAAUGACAAUGGGCCAGUAUUCUCCCAGGAGAUUUAUCAGGUAGAACUCAAGGAGAACACAGUCAAAGGGAGUGAGAUUCUCACAGUCAAAGCAGAAGAUGCUGAUGACCCAAAGACCAACAAUGCUAAAAUUGCUUAUGAGAUAUUGAACCAGGAGCCUCAAGUGUCAGAAGGCUUUUCAUUUUGUAUUGGAAAAGACACUGGAGUGAUAACCUUACAGGUCUCUGAACUGAAGACCAAUGCUGCAAAGCACUAUCAACUUCUUGUUCUUGCAACAGAUCUUACCGGGAUGGAAGGAGGUCUCAGCAGCACCUGUACUGUCUUGAUUACAGUUGUGGAUGUAAAUGACAGCCCUCCUGUGUUCUCACAGACAAAGCAUGGGCCAUUCAGUUUUCCUGAGGAUACAGAAGUAGGUACAUUAAUAACAACUAUUACGGCAACAGAUGAGGAUGAAGAAAUGAAGUUCAAAUUCAUACACUUUUCUGUGGAAUCGGGAAAUGAAGAUGAAACUUUCAGAAUUCUAAGCCAUCCAGAAAAUGGGACAGCCAGCAUCUGGCUUGAAAAGGAACUUGACUAUGAGACUGUUCAGGAGUAUGUUUUGAUUGUCUCGGCAAGAAACAAUGAAGAACUGGUUGGGAAAGAGCAGGAUGCCAGCUCUACAGCUACAGUGCAUGUGUUGGUUAAGGAUGUAAAUGAAGCACCAGUAUUUACACAGAGAAGGUAUGAAGUCAGCAUACCAGAAAGCAUUGAGUUGGGAACAGUACUACUGACAGUUAAGGCUACAGAUCCUGACAUUUACACACCAUCACUAAGUUACUCCUUAAGAAAUGAUUCAAUGAACUGGUUUUCCAUUGAUGAGCAUUCUGGAGAAGUUAGAGUCAUGCAGGUUUUGGACAGAGAAAUAGUGCAGGAUGUUUACACAGUGCAGGUCAUUGCGCAGGACGAAGGUAGCCCCUCAAUGAUGGUCACGGCUGAGAUAGCAAUCCAUGUUUUAGAUGUCAAUGACAACUCCCCAUUCCUAAUAGGAGACUACUCAAAAUCCUAUCUCUGCACACCUCGGAGGGAAAUGCAAUCCAUUAUGAUGAGUGCCUUUGACCCUGAUGGGGCAGGAAACAGUGCCCCACUAUUUUUUUCUCUUGCCAAUAGCCCCAUGCUUCGGAGAAACUGGAGGAUCAACCUGAUCAAUGACACACAUGCUUAUCUCACCAUGGGAAUCAGCUGGCUGGAACCCAAAGUGUACCUCGUUACCAUUAUCCUGAAAGACAGUGGAACUCCAUCUAAAGCACAACACAUCCAGCUAUCAGUAACUAUUUGCUUGUGUACCAUGGAAGGAGGAUGCAUGCAAGAGGUUGGAAGGAUGGAAGGGAGGCCUACAGUGAUUUCUGCAGUGAGCAUUAUCGUUGGUACCUUGGGAACCAUAGGUUUCUUUGUGCUCAUAAUCUUUGUUCAUUUGACCCUCCUGGGAGCUAAUAAAAAGAAGAAACGCAACGACUGUGACAACCUUUAAGGUCUGUGGCAUGACACAGCAAAAUAACAGCCCAGUUUAUUUUACAAAAUACUUGUGAAUGGAUAGAUCAGCAGAUACAGUGUGAUACGUAUCAAUAUGGUACAGUCUAUGGGUUUAGGACACAAGCAGCACAGCGAUCAAACUCUCUAACUGAAAUGUCAUAUCUCUUAGGAAACCUCCUUCAAUUAGGGGCUUGUCUCCAUUAUGGGGUGCAUCAAUGCUUCACCUGUGGAUCCACCAGUGGUUGAUUUAGUGAGUCUAAUAAACAUCCCACUAAAUCAACUGCUGAUAAGUAUCCUGUCAACUCUGCUAGGG